Panicum hallii is the source of this 1276-nucleotide messenger RNA. Its product is annotated as V-type proton ATPase subunit D-like. Gene Ontology annotation, cellular component: vacuolar membrane; proton-transporting V-type ATPase complex. The coding region runs from base 324 to 1133 and encodes 269 amino acids. The transcript has 2 exons. Lineage: Eukaryota; Viridiplantae; Streptophyta; Magnoliopsida; Poales; Poaceae. The record is from RefSeq and is a predicted model, not a curated record. Gene Ontology annotation, molecular function: proton-transporting ATPase activity, rotational mechanism.
CUUCUAAACUAUUUUAUCCACUUUGCAAUGUGAAGUGGCAAGUCCUGUCCAUAGCCAGCGGUGUGCAGGUUCCAGAAGUGUGUUGCAGCCUGCAUGUCUCAACUGCAACAUCUAAGUCCCAGUGUGUCCUGUCCGGCUGUCCCGUGACCGCCAUCGCUUUCAGUUUUUCCUGAACCAUCGCCGACACCACGCGGCCACGCCCGACGCGAUCCAAUCAAACAAGGGAGCCUGUACACAUAUAUGGGCACGAUGAACACUGGACAGCUCUAAGAAAAUUGUGCGAGUGAUCGUCUCCGGCGAGCCUAGGAAACCAGCACGGCGGGAUGGCGGGGCAGGGGCAGCGCCUGAACGUGGUGCCAACGGUGACGACGCUGGGCGUGGUGAAGGCGCGGCUGGCCGGCGCCACCCGCGGCCACGCGCUGCUCAAGAAGAAGUCGGACGCGCUCACGGUGCAGUUCCGCGCCAUCCUCAAGCGCAUCGUGUCGGCCAAGGACGCCAUGGGCGACGCCAUGCGCGCCGCCUCGCUCUCCCUCGCUGAGGCGCUCUACGUCGCCGGCGCGCCGCUCCGCCACGUCGUGCAGCAGUCCGUCUCGGGCCCCGCCAGGCUGCGCGUGCGCGCGCAGCAGGACAACAUCGCCGGCGUCCGCCUCCCGCGCUUCGAGAGCUACCUGGCCGGCGACGUCUCCGCGGGCGGGCCGUCGUCCUCGUCGGCGUCGCUCGCGGGGCUCGCCGGCGGCGGCCAGCAGGUGGCGGCGUGCCGGGCGGCGCACGCGCGCGCGCUGGAGGUGCUGGUGGAGCUGGCGUCGCUGCAGACGUCGUUCCUGACGCUGGACGCGGCGAUCAAGACCACCAACCGGCGCGUCAACGCGCUGGAGAACGUGGUGAAGCCGCGCCUGGAGAACACCAUCGCCUACAUCCGCGGCGAGCUCGACGAGCACGAGCGGGAGGAGUUCUUCCGCCUCAAGAAGAUCCAGGGGUACAAGCAGCGGGAGCUCGAGCGCCAGAAGGAGGCCGCCGCGCGCUACGCCGAGGAGAAGGCCGCCGGGGAGGUCGCGCUCAAGCGGGGCGUCUCCAUGGACACCGCGGCGGGCAUGCUCGAAAACGGCGACAGGGAUGAGGACAUCAUCUUCUGAUCUCCAGCCGGCUGGUGUCGUGUCUGUGUCCACGAUACCACCAGGAGUCUGUCGAUCCAUGUGCAAGUCUUGUGAUAAUAAUCUGAGCCUGGAGUGUAUUCCAUUUCUGCAUGAAGAUACGCAGCGGCCGUGUUUUACAUCCA